CCCGGCAGUCUCCCAGCUGGAUCAUGGGACCCCGCGGUGCCCCCCUGUGGGUGCUGUGGCUGGCGGCAGCCGGUGCCUUUCACCCCAACGCAGAGUCGGGAUCUGGAGAUCCCCCGGGCUUUACGGACGCUGACAUCACACGGGUCGGGGCUUUGCAGGCCGUGGCUUUCUUCCUGGAGAAGCACCCACGCCACGGCAAAGCCCACAGCUCCCCAGGCAGCCUCGAGAAGCUGGACCCCCUCACGGCCAGCAGCCUCAUCAAAGCCUACUACGGAGCUGACGUCUCAGCUCGUCGCCUGGAUGAAGUCCUGGACGCCUUGAUUGCUGCAAACAACCAGGUGGAAGCUGAGAUCCAGACAGACCCGGCCCACUACUUCUACUGCGAGGAGAUUGCCAAGAGUCAGUCUCACCUCCAGGGAUACCACAAGAUUCUCCUGACUGAGACCCGGAAGAACGGCAGCAUGGACGGAGCUCGGGUCAGCGCCGGGAAAGCUCUUCACAUCCUGCAGAAGUUCUACAGCAACAGCAACUGGGUGGAGAUGGGGCGGGGGGUCCCCUACGAGCACCUGGUGAACCCCUCCAGCCUAGCCGUCCCCAUUGCCCCAAAGACCCGGGCCACUUGCAAGUCCUGCCCUAAAAGACCAGGGGGCGGGUUCUUGUGCAAGGACAAUCUGCUGGUUACCAACAUGCUCACGAGUGGUUACAAGAGCUGGAAGCCCUGCGGGAAGAAGCCCCCAGGCAAGUGCAGCCAUGGGACCCCUGAUGACAUCACCCGCAGGUCCCCGCCCACUGGGGGCAUCAACAAAGAGACAUGGGACCAAUUGCAGUCCCCCCACCAUGACUUGCACCUUGAGGCUGCCAGGCUGGCCAUCCAGGCCACCCGGGACUUCUUUGUGGCACCAGGCUACGGGUUCCUGGAUAAGGUGGGUGAGGCAGCCUUCCGGAGCUUCUUCAACCUGGCCACCUAUUCCCUGACCUUUGUGGUGGAUACUACGGGCAGCAUGUCCGAAGAAAUUGCCUGGGUCAAGGACCACUGCCUGGAGCUGCUGCACAAGUACGCGGGGUCCCCUGAUGCCCCCCACAACUACGUGCUGGUACCCUUUAGUGACCCAGACUUUGGGCCGGUCUUUGUCACGGAGAAUGUGACGGAGUUCCAGGUGGCCAUCGAGGCACUCACAGUGUUCGGUGGUGACGAUUGUCCAGAGAUGGCGCUGAGUGGACUGGAGCUGGCACUGAAAGCCAGUGAGCCAAGGUCUAAGAUCUUCACCUUCACGGAUGCUAGCGCUAAGGACAUCGAUAAGUUGGAUGUGGUCAAGAUGCUCGUGGAGUCCAAAGGCAGCCAAGUUAACCCCCUCCUGACUGGGGUGUGCUAUGAGGACCGCGUCAUCCGGGAGGCCCCCAGGCCCUUCGCCAACGUCUUUGAGGAGCUGGCCUGGCUCUCGGGUGGCUUCUACGUGCUCACGACUAAGGCGGAGCUCCCCGAGCUGCUGGGGGUGAUGGAGCUGGCCCUCAAUGCUGCCCCUGUCACUGUCACCCGGGGCCGGGUCAGGGGGGACCCGAUGUACUUCUCUGUGGAUGAUGCCCUGAGUGAGUUCACAGUCUCCAUCCGCAGCCUGGAAGGGGCCAGGGCCGGGUCCUUCUCGCUCACUCUCCAGCAGCCUUCAGGCACUGCCCCACCUGACCUAACCACGGUCAUUGCCUCGGUUGACCGGCAGGUCGUCAAGGUCCCCCGUGUGGCUGAGACAGGGAUGUGGAAACUGACAGUGGCUCCCAGCGGAUACUAUGAAGUGGAGGUUGGGGGCAAGAGCCUGCUGGACAUCAACAUCCAGCUCCUGGAGGGCACCCAGGACCUGAUGCUGCCCAUCCAGGGCCGGCCUGUCCAAGGGGGUAACUACACGGUCUCAGUGAGGCUUCAGGGUGAGGACCUCGGUGCCCGCCCCCAGCGCCUGGUGAUUCUUGACUCUGCUUUGACCCUUGUUGAUGUCAUCCCCUUGGUCCAGCGGCGCAAUGCCCAGCGCCAUGUCCUGGGCCUGGCACCUCUCAGCCUGCACCACCCGGCCACCAUUCUCCGUGUUGAGGGGCAAACUGGGACUGGGGUCUCUUUCAGCCGCCUCCACCCCGCGCCCGUGACUGCUGCAGCCGUGCUGCUGGUGGCCUUGGAGGGGCAGAACACCACUCUCCACCCUGGGGACACCACCACCCUCCAGGUGCAGGUCUCAAACUCCGGGCCUGAAGACACCUUCAGCUUCUCAGUGAAGGAUGAAUUGGGGUUGCUGCAGAGCUUUGAGCCAUCCUCGGCGACCCUGGCAUCUGGGGAGAGCCUGGUCCUCUACGCCAACUUCACCGCCCCUAAGAACUUCUCUGGCUUUGCCACCAGCAUUGCAACAUUCAGUGCCCGGGGUGGAUCAACACAGAACUACAUAAAAGUCCCCCUGAUUGCCGUGCCAGAGGCUGCCCAGACAGAGGAUGUGACCCCGCCGACCCAUAAGCUGCUGGGAGUCAAUUUCCCCUGUGCCAAUGAAGACCCUGACUGUACCCGGCACAACUGGACAGUGCGAUUCAGUGUCACUGAUGAUCAGGGCCCUGUGACCAUCCAGGUGGUUGAAAAUCCCCGGGGCCUGACCUGUCGACUAGCUACCUCCGGGGGCCAGAUCUGUGUAUAUCGAUCGACCUGCUGCUCCCAGGUGGCCCAGCUGCUGUUCAGUGACAAGACUGGAAAUGCUGACACCCUCGUGGUGGACUACAGGAAUCCCGAUCUCUAGUGGCUAGAGCAGGGGGGAAUGGUUGGGAGCCCAGGUGCCUGAGUUCUCUACGCCUUGAUGUGGGAGAAGAGCGGGAGCUGGGGGAGUGGGCAGAGCCGCAGAUCCUGCGCCUCCCCCUAAUAAAUCCAGAUCCUGCCCCCCACCCCCGCCGCAGAUCCUGCCCCCCUAAUAAAUCUCUGGCAACCGGCAA
Molecule: messenger RNA, 2952 nt
Organism: Alligator mississippiensis (American alligator)
Lineage: Eukaryota; Metazoa; Chordata; Crocodylia; Alligatoridae
Gene: VWA7
Product: von Willebrand factor A domain containing 7
Exons: 17
Coding region: 24-2762 (912 amino acids)
Source: RefSeq, a predicted model, not a curated record